Molecule: messenger RNA, 1848 nt
Organism: Xylona heveae TC161
Lineage: Eukaryota; Fungi; Ascomycota; Xylonomycetes; Xylonales; Xylonaceae
Product: ENTH-domain-containing protein
Exons: 4
Coding region: 1-1848 (615 amino acids)
Biological process (GO): actin filament organization; endocytosis
Cellular component (GO): plasma membrane; endosome; clathrin vesicle coat
Molecular function (GO): clathrin binding; phospholipid binding
Source: RefSeq, a predicted model, not a curated record
AUGUCGAAAGUCAUACGUGGGGUGAAGAAUGUCACCAAGGGGUAUUCCUCGGUGCAAGUCAAAGUUCGAAAUGCUACGAGCAAUGACCCAUGGGGCCCAACAGGGACAGAAAUGAGUGAAAUCUCUCAAAUGACAUUCAACAACUCGACCGAUUUUUACGAAAUCAUGGAUAUGCUGGACAAGCGCUUGAACGACAAGGGAAAGAAUUGGAGACACGUGCUCAAAUCCCUCAAGGUCUUGGAUUACUGUCUACAUGAAGGCUCCGAGCUGGUCGUUACCUGGGCCCGCAACAACAUCUUCAUUGUCAAGACACUGCGCGAGUUUCAGCACAUUGAUGAGGAUGGCAGAGAUGUGGGACAAAACGUGCGAAUUUCGGCCAAGGAAUUGACUUCGCUCAUUCAGGACGAGGAACGAUUGCGCAAAGAACGCCUUGACCGAAAGUCGUGGAAAUCUCGAGUAACUGGAAUCGAAGAGUACGGUCCUCAUGGAUAUGGAGAUCGCCCUUCUUCAUCCUCUGCGGGGGCUUCUUCGCGUCGGGCUGAUACGCGUAACCGCCGGCGAGAGGAAGAAGAUGCCGAGUAUCGACUCGCGAUUGAGGCCAGCAAAUACGAGGCUGAAGAGGAUCGAAAGCGACGAGCGAAUGCAACCAAGGGCGGCGAGGACGACGAGGACUUGGCAAAAGCUAUCAAGCUCAGCAAAGAAGAGGAAGAAUUGCGGAAGAGAGAGUUGGAGGAGAGCAACGCGGCGUCUCUGUUUGAUGAUGCUCCGGCUGCCAACGCUCAGCCACAGUUUACCGGCUACAAUCAAGGCUAUCAGCAACAGGGAGCUGUGGACUGGUUUGGCAACCCAGUUGACGCGCAACCCCAGCAGGCCCAAUCGACUGGUUUCCUUAACCAGGCCUAUUCGCAGCCGACCGGCGCAUUUGGCAGCCAGGCAACUGGGUUCCAAACUCAGCCGACGGGUUAUCAGAAUGGAUUCUCAAAUGGUUUCCAGCCGCAGGGCACUGGCUUCGACCAGUCUUUUGGUGGUCAGGCCAACACUCUGCAGCCCCAAACCACUGCGUUUAUGGGCAACAUGAACAAUCCCUACGCGCAACAGCCGACUGGCUUUGGCGGUGCCCAGACGCAACCUCAGCAGCAGCAGCAGCAGCAGCAGCAGCAACAACAAAUGUCUAACGCUGCCACUGGAUUUGCCCAAUCGGGCAGCAACAACCCUUGGGCCACUGAGCCGCAGCAGCAGCUGGAUGCAUUGAAGCCUUUACCCACCGGGUCGAACAACCCCUUUGGUUCGUCGUUUAGCCGACCUCAACCCCAGAACACGUCGACGGCGCCAUCGCUCAACACGCUUCACGAGCAAAAAGCGCAGACACAGUUUAGCAAUUUCAACCCGCCCCAUUCGUUUUCUACUCCGAGCAGCCCACCGCCUCAGCAACUGCAGCAACAACAGAAGUUGGCAAACCCUCAACACGCACAUCUCAAUGCUCUCUUGGCCUCUGGCGAAGGCCAAGAUACGUUUGGCAACACGGGCAAUCUGCGUAUCCCUGCCCAGCACACGGCGCCGGGCACCUUUGUCAACUCUGCCGGUCAAGGUCUCGACCGUCUCCACUCCUCUCAAACUGGUGGCAACAACCCAUUCUUUACCCAGCAGUUUACUGGAAUGCCUCAGCAGGCGGGCCAUCCCGGUAGCGGAUUUGGUCAAACGUCCCAGGCACCGCUGAUGCCGGCACAGACUGGUCCCGCCGGCAUGGGCAUGGGCUUUGGAGGAAGUCCAUUUGGCGGUGGAGCAGGAAACAGUAAUCCGUAUGGACAGCAGCGGCAAGCCCAGCCCGGAAGUCUGAUUGAUUUCUAG